Tuber aestivum (summer truffle) is the source of this 255-nucleotide messenger RNA. Lineage: Eukaryota; Fungi; Ascomycota; Pezizomycetes; Pezizales; Tuberaceae. The record is from the annotation of a GenBank genome assembly.
GAUGGGAAUACGCCCCUCUCCUGUGCUGCAAUCAAAGGUCAUGAGUUUGUGGUUGUGCAAAUUUUGGACCGGAAAGAUGUCGACCCGGACAAGCCAGACAACGAAGGCAGGACUCCUCUCUCCUGGGCUGCUGAGAUCGGUCACGAAGCAAUAGUGAAUUUACUGUUGAAACGACCCGAUGUUGACCCCGACAGAAUGGACAAAAGUUUACAUACACCACUCUAUUAUGCGUCUCAGAAGGGGCAUGAAGAAGUU